Molecule: messenger RNA, 3348 nt
Organism: Vicia villosa (hairy vetch)
Lineage: Eukaryota; Viridiplantae; Streptophyta; Magnoliopsida; Fabales; Fabaceae
Exons: 1
Coding region: 1-3348 (1115 amino acids)
Biological process (GO): proteolysis
Molecular function (GO): aspartic-type endopeptidase activity
Source: RefSeq, a predicted model, not a curated record
AUGGAAGACCUUGAGCAAGAAAAUCAUGAACUUCGCGAUGAAGUGACUACUCUCCGCGCAGGGGUAGAAAGAUUAACUGCUUUGGUAGAGACUUUGAUGGCUGCUCAGAGUACUCAAGCUCAGACUGGGGAACAAACCGCUGCGAUGUCGGAAAUUCUUACUACUACCAUCUCCAUGGCUCAAAACACUGGUCAUUCAUUCCAUCAAACGACCAAUGGUUUCCCAUGGGGCAUGUCUCACGGCUUUACACCCGAAGGAUAUCAGCAUACCAGUGGAGCUAUUCAAACCACUGCUACAAUGAAUGGGACUCAUUUUGUUCCUGGAGCCACUCAAGCCAUUCCCACGAUGGUGUUCACCCCACCUAUCCCUGGAGCUGCUAGAUUUACCCCUGUAAUGACCAUGACCCCAACUCUGGUACACACUGUGCCACAAACUGAGGAAGCUAUUUACCAUGCCGACCCAGGUGAAGGAAAUGGAGUCCACGGUGAUUUCCAAGAUCAGUUCCAAGAGAUGCGAAAGGAGAUCAAGGCACUCAAAGGAAAAAAUUCAUUUGGAAAGAAUGCUUAUGAUAUGUGUCUUGUGCCGAACGUACGAAUUCCAGCCAAAUUCAAGGUGCCUGAUUUCGAGAAAUAUAAAGGGAAUUCGUGUCCUCAGAGUCAUUUGACUAUGUAUUGUAGAAAGAUGGCUACUCACACUGAUGAUGACAAAUUGUUGAUCCAUUACUUUCAAGAUAGCUUAACUGGUGCUGCUUUAAGAUGGUACAUGGGAUUGGAUAGUUCCCAUAUCAGUUCUUUUGAUGACCUUGUAGAAGCAUUUAUCCGACAAUACAAGUAUAAUGUUGACAUGGCUCCCGAUAGGGACCAACUCCGAGCCAUGGCACAGAAAGAGAGGGAAUCCUUCAAAGAAUAUGCACAAAGAUGGCGUGAAGUCGCCGCCCAGAUUUCUCCACCCAUGGAAGAAAAAGAAAUGACAAAGGUUUUUCUGAAAACUCUUAGCUCGUUUUAUUAUGAGAGGAUGGUUGCAAGUGCCCCGACAGACUUUACUGAGAUGGUGAAUAUGGGAAUGCGACUUGAGGAAGGUGUCCGUGAAGGAAGAUUGGCCAAAGAGGGAAGUUCUAGUGGCGCCAAAAAGUUUGGGGGAGGCUUUUUUAAGAAGAAAGAACAAGAAGUUAGUGCUGUUUCGUAUGGAGCGCCUGGAAGAAAGAACAACUAUCGAUCACAACACGUCGCGGCUGUAUCCAAUACAACUCCAACGGUUUCAGCAUAUCAACCCCAAUUUCUUCAACAAAAUGUGCAACUACAACCUCAACAACAAACUCGUCCGCCACAUAAUAAUCAGCAAAAUAGAGCGCAGAGAAAGACAGAAUUUGAUCCGAUACCCAUGACUUAUACUGAGUUGCUUCCUGCCCUCAUAAAAAAGAAUCUCGUGCAGACUAGGGUUCCUCCGCCUGUCCCAGAAAACAUCCCAUGGUGGUACAAGGCCGAUGACUUUUGUGCUUUUCACCAAGGUGCACCUGGUCACAGUACGGAAAGAUGUUACCCAUUGAAGUUGGAAGUCCAGAAGUUAGUCAAGAGCGGUAUGCUGACCUUCAAAGAUGUCAAUCCAAAUGUUCAAGCUAAUCCUUUGCCUCAACAUGGGGCAGCUUCUGUGAAUAUGGUACACGGAUGUCCUGGGAGAUACCAAGUUUUCGACAUUCGCUAUAUUAGAGGAUCAUUGGUUAGGAUGCAUGCUGGUUUAUGCAGACUUGCUUAUUUUCAACAUGACCACGCCGCAUGUACAAUUUGUUCCAGAAAUUCACGUGGAUGUCUCGUUGUGAGGAGAGACUUGCAAAGGCUGUUGGAUCAAAGGCUCAUAACCAUUACUUACGAUAGAAACGAGGAUAAUGAUGUCAAUGUUGUGGCCCCUCAUUUCAAUAUACCCAAGCCUAUGGAGAUGAUCUACGAUAGCCAGAAUUCCGCUGUUUCUCCCUUGGUAAUUUAUCCAUCUGGUCCGAUUCCUUACACUUCAGACAAAGCGAUACCUUACAAAUACAACGCCACUAUGCUUGAAGAAGGAAGGGAAGUUCCAAUACCCGAUGUGCCUUCUGUUGAUAAUAUUGCUGGUAUGAGCAGAGUGACCAGAAGUGGACGCGUGUUCGCACCGUCGUCUCAGAAAAGAGUCGAAAUCCCAGUUAGUGAGCAAGUGCCAGUAAGAAAUCCAAUGGUGGAUUAUGAACCAAGCUUUGUGGAAGGGCAAUCUAGUGGGACAAACGCUGGUACAAGUGAUGAUGAGAUUUUGAAGUUGAUCAAGAAGAGCGAGUACAAAGUUGUCGAUCAACUAUUGCAAACUCCUUCUAAGAUUUCUGUGCUUUCCUUGUUGGCGUGCUCCCCAGUGCAUAGGGAAGCCUUGAUGAAGAUUCUGGAUCAAGCCUUCGUCGACCAUGAUGUGACGACUGACCAAUUUGGUGAGAUUGUGGGAAAUAUAACUGCUUACAACAACCUGAGUUUCAGUGAUGAAGAUCUUCCUAGAGAAGGCAGAAAUCAUAACCUAGCGUUGCACAUUUCAAUGAAUUGCAAGUCAGAUGCUUUAUCUAAUGUAUUGGUAGACACUGGUUCAUCUUUGAACGUUAUGCCCAAAUCCACUUUAUCUAGACUUUCGUAUCAAGGUGCUCCAAUGAGAUAUAGCGGGGUUAUUGUCAAGGCUUUUGAUGGGUCAAGAAAGAGUGUUAUUGGAGAAGUGGACCUUCCAAUGAAGAUCGGCCCGCAUACCUUUCAAAUCAAAUUCCAGGUAAUGGACAUCCAUGCUGCGUAUAGCUGCCUAUUGGGUCGCCCAUGGAUCCACGAGGCAGGGGCAGUUACCUCCACACUCCAUCAGAAAUUGAAGUUCGUAAGCAAUGGAAAGUUGGUUACAGUGGAUGGAGAGCAGGCAUUAGUGGUCAGUCAUCUUUCGUCAUUUUCCUACAUUGACGCUGGUGAAGCCGUUGGAACUCAAUUCCAAGCACUUUCUGUGGUUGGCAAGGAUGUUGAAAAGAAUGGGACAUCUAUUUCUUCUUUGAAAGAUGCACGCCAAGUGGUUCAAGAUGGUUCCGCUGUGGGUUGGGGUCAAGUUUUGAGUCCGCCCGAUAACAAAUUUCGUGAAGGUCUUGGUUUUUCUCCUACAUCUGCAAGAUAUAGUAAGCAAGACACUGUUACCCGCCCGAUGCAAGAGAUAUUUCACAGUGGAGGUUUUGAUCACCCUACACCUCCUGAAGUAGAUGCUGUUAUUGAAAAUGAUUCUGAAGAGGAUUCGUCAAGCUUCGUGGUGCGUGGGGUAGCUUGCCAGAAUUGGAGUGUUGUUGAUGUCCCGUCAGUGGUUCACAUUUCUAAGUAA